ACCUCAUCACCCCGAGCAUGACAGGGACUGGGUCCGCACUGCUUCUCUGGCCAAAUCUGUUUUUAAUUGCAAACAAGUCUUGAUUUCCCUAAUUGACAAGACACGCGGUAUGUUACCGUGGACUUAAAUGCGCCCUUCAAGUCGUUGACCCCUUCACCCAAUGGAUUCAGAACACUUGCAGCAGUACUGUCAAGACAGGUUGCCUUUUGUGUCCACCAAUCGUGAGUGGUUUUCAGGACCAAUGCACUCCCCCGUAGAAUACCGUUUAGCAAGGGAGAAGCGAUGGUUGUGCUCAAUGCGCUCGGCAAGUGGAGACCCAGAGCGAACGCAAGUGGACAAAAAAUAUCUCACUAUCCCUCUUGUUCUGGAAUCGCAGUACAUUCGCCAGCCGCUUGUGUUGGAUGGUUCCUUCAAUGUAAGAUUCUACGUUGGAGUUCCCAUUACCGUGGAACAUGCCGUUCGCCACAUGUUUAUUUAUUGGGAAGGUCAGAUAUUCUCUAGCGUGUGGCUGCUGGGUGACAAGCCCUGGGAGUCCUUCUCCCCUAUCAAGGAAUUUCCUGUACGCUCAGCGUAUUUAUCAGUCUCCGCUCUGAUGCGCAGACGCACGAUGAACGAUCCACUGUUUCGUAUGAAACGCAGUUAUGGGGGACAAAGUGAUCUCUCUCCCGUCUUGAUGCCGAGAUCCGAACUUCAUGCUUAUCCCAAAAAAGAGGACGAAACCCGAGAUCGGACACAGCAGCUUCUAGAGACUUUCGCUCGAUACAGCCUCCGCAUACGAACGGAUCACCAUGGCGAAGCCGACCCUUAACCGUUCAUGUGCCGGGGGGCCGUCGAAAUCAUCAAGGAAUCCCUAGGCGUGGAUCAAACUUCCGUUUUGAACUUAGCUGGAUAUGAGCUCAAUGCAUUGUUUGCCGGACAUCUCUCAGAUUACGAGCCAUCAGACCAAAUUCUUAAAGAGAUGCUUCAAGAGGAUCGCGAGAACCGAAUUCCCGCAUUCGGUCC
Molecule: messenger RNA, 1002 nt
Organism: Cantharellus anzutake
Lineage: Eukaryota; Fungi; Basidiomycota; Agaricomycetes; Cantharellales; Hydnaceae
Exons: 4
Coding region: 161-808 (215 amino acids)
Source: RefSeq, a predicted model, not a curated record